GCUUUUUUUCUUCAGAAACCAGUCCAUUACAGAGUUCUUCAAACCAGUUGUAAAACAAGACCUUGGCCGUAGAGACCGGCCUAUGUUGUAUUCCUCAGACAGAGGAAAUGUAAAAGAUGGAGGAAUCGGACUGUCAGCUUUAUGUGCUGAACGAUUUGAAAAGAAAGUAUCCUCUCCGAAGCAAAUUAGAAGAAAAAAGAUGCCAGUCCAAACACCGAACAUAAGUCCUGGGCUAGAUGCCUUUCGAAGAGGAGUUAAGGGAAAAAAGGACAGCGUAAACCUGUUGGAGAACAGCAGAGCGUGCAGGGCAUUGAGUUCAGUAUAUCCACAAGUUGUGAUUCAAAAACUCCUCGUAACUGCGGGAUCUCCAAGCUGUUUGUUGGCCAAAAAGGAUAAAACUGUCAAGCAAGAACAGGGAAGAAAUGAGAAGUGCCCGGGUGUAACAAGAACACCAUUGUCUUGUGGAAAUAGUUGGGAACAGAAGACUGACUGUAUGGAUCUGGAAGAGGCCAGUUCAGACUCUGACAAAUGGGUUUCAUCAUCAGAAGCUGAUACUCGAAAAACUUGUGCUAGAAAUAAUGGCAAUGUGAGCAACACAUCUCUGUGUCAAAACCCGGGGCGUUCUGUGAAAUUGCCUUGUGCUCCAAGUGACUCUCAAUUUAGGCGCUCGCUAGAAGCCCUCUGCAGAGAAAGAAAGCAGAAAAAACAUAGAAUGAAACAAUCUAAGCCACAUCCAGUAAAACCAUUCUCAGGAGCGAGUUUAUCACAUCAGGGAAAUGGAUGUCCCCUGAGAAAAAGAUCACAUUCUGCUUCAUGGGAGACUGCCUCAGAUGACCCAUCUCAGUCAAAGCAUAUUUCAAAACCUGAGGCAUCUUCUCCAAAUCUACUGAGACUGUCAUCUGAAAAAGCCACCGUUAUGCGGAAAAGCCAGUCUUUUCCAUCACUCUGCCUUAGUUCGAAGAUGUCUUCUGGGCCAUCAAAACGAAAAGACUUUUCUGGAAAAAGGAAACGCACUGCCGUGAGUUCGGAUGCAAACAGUUCAAAUCCAUCUGUGAUAACAAGUUUGAAUGACCCUCGUUUUAGUAGAUCGUCUGAACAAUGCGGAAAUAGGAAGUCUGACUUUGUAAAAAAGAGCCUCUUCAAGUCUCCAUGUAAUGGUAUUGUGCAGCUAAUGGAUGCUGCUGCUCUACCAAGACAUGACUCUGUCCUUUCAGAGGAAUAUCUUGACUCAAGCCGUGAAAAUGAGAAAAAUAAUUCCUCCUCGAUGGGUUUGUCAUCUUCGUAUUCUGCACACAGUCCUAAUAAAAAUAACCACGUUUCUGUUGUGGAUGCCAAAGAGAAUCAAUUGCAGGUGACCCACUCACAUUUUUUCUUGGAAAAGUCCCUUCCUCUUUCUCAGGAAAAACGUACUGUGUUGCCUUCUCUCCACCAAACAAACACUGUAUUCACAAAAGACGUGAAAUCUCAUCUUCAGAAUGCUGGUUUGUCUCAGGUGUUGGAUGCUAUGAAGCAGCAAGAUGGAAAAAGACUAGAAAGACCUGCACUUGAUGAAGCUGAUAGUACUGAACUCAGCAAGAGUUUACCAAAAACAAAAGGAAAAGCGUUAGAAAAUACUUUCAGUUUUCAUUCAGUGGAAGGUUCUGGGAAACUUGCACUCUCAAAAGAGACUAGUAAAACUACUCCUCAUUCAUUACCUUUUAAAGAAGGGUGUGUAGAAAGUGGCCAGAUGUCUUCACAGCUCUCAGGAGAGGUGAAAGUUGAAAUUACCUGUAUAGAGACAUCUAAGUUGAAUAGCAAUUCAAAGAGCAGCAUUGAUAGUGAAGAUGAGAGUUUGGAAUGCGAUCUUGAUGACGACGACGACGAAGAAAUAUUCUUGCCGCUACAGGAAAUUCUGUCUUCAAGUCCCCAACCACAGGUGGGAACCGUGGAAGGAGAUUGUCUUGAGAAUCUUUCGCAGGACACCAUGAAUCCAUCACUGAAGCUUCCUUUUUCUAAGCCUCCUGUCGUUAGCCAGGUGUCAUAUGUGAACAGCUUAGAGCAUCUCUUGAAGGAGAAAGAAGAAUCUAAAAGGGUAGAUGAACUAGAAAAGCAGUUACAGGAGGACAUACAGGGAGCAGAAACGAAUUCUUCAGAUGGAGAGGAUGAGGAUGCCAAUGCAGACUGGGAGAUCUCAGAAGAACACAGGGCAUUUAUACAGAGAUUUUCAAUAACAGCUCAUGCCAUACCUGACUAUCACCCUGGAGAAGAUAUAUUUGACUUAGCAACGUCUGGAAAAAUCUUCAAGCAGCAUAACCUUGACUUGAGGAAUUUUUAUUUCGUACCACAAAACCCUAUAGAAAAACUCCUCCUUAGUUCUGGUGCAACACAGCAGCUUUCUUUGGCUAUUCAUGGUUUUCUAAGUUCUGCUUACAGUUGUAUCUUGUGUCCCAUACCAAUUCUAAAGUGGCUUUUCCAGAUGAUGUCUGUUCAUCCUGACUAUUGUGUUUCCACCCAGAUACUAGACAAAUUGAUAGAAAUAACACUAAAAAAUGCUUCCAUCAGUGAUGAACAGUCUAAACCAUGGAUUCCUUCACUAGCUGAUGUGUCAGCUGUUUUUGUCAAUAUGGGUGUUGCGUUUAGAUCUCUCUUUCCAUUGCAGCAUCUUCAGCCCAACUUUAACGAGUGUGAUAUUUUAAGUCACAUGCAAGAAACAGUGAGUAAAAAACAGCUAAGAGGAGAUCUCAUCACUGCUGGUCCAGCCUUCUCCACUCUACCAGAAACCAAUCUAAUUAAUGUGAUCAAGUUUCUAGGCUUUUGUACAACAGUAUAUCAAGGUGGAUAUACUGAUCAAGAAAUACUGCUGCUGCUUCUAUCACUGUUUAAAAUAAGCUUGGAGAAACAACUAAAGCAAAUUCCUUUGAUAGAUUUUCAGUGCCUUUUCAUAAAGCUUCUGAAAAGUAUAAAAGACUGGGAUACAAAGAUGCCUGAGCUCUGCCUGGCAAUGAGUGAACUCUCUAGUCAGCACCAUAAUCUCCUGUGGCUGGUUCAGCUGGUCCCUAGCUGGAUAAUACGUGGAAGGCAAGUAAGAAGACGACUUAGCCUAGUGAUAAUUUCAAAGUUUCUUAAUAAAAAGCAUAUAAGAAUACCCGAUACCAGUGAUGAGCAGAUGUCUCUUCUGCGUCAGUAUCUGGUGCACAUGAAACCUUCUAGUCUACUAAAGAGGACGAGAGAAGGAUUAGAGCAGCAGAAUGAUGUCAGUGGAGAGCGCCUUCAUACAGAGCUAGAACAGCAGACGUACUACCUAAUCUACAUCCUCCUUCAUCUAGUCAGUGAAGCUAGUUUCUUUGACGUUGUAAAUUCUAAUCAAAGGCAACACUUACUGAAGCUUUGUGGUGCCUUAGAUAAGCACAUAAAAUGUGAUAUUAGGGAAGAUGCGAGGCUAUUUUAUCGAACUAAGGUAAAAGACUUGGUUGCUAGGAUAUAUGGCAAAUGGCAGGAUAUGAUACAAAACACUCGGCCUACUCAGGGAAAACUGCAUGAUUUCUGGGAGCCAGAUUUGUGAAACCUUGCCUAGUUCGGGGAAAAUAACAGAAAAUUUGAACAAGGAUCUUUCCUGAAGCCAAGGAAGAGGUAGAAUGAAUGGAGCUACGCCUUGGUUGGAACAGAGGAAAUCAGAAACCUGAAUUAAACCUUGAGCUUGAUUCAGGCAAAUACUAAAAACAGCUAUACAGUUUGGUUGGAAUUGCAUUUAUUACAAAUAUGCUACUUCUGAAAAAAUGAAUGUGGUAAAGUGGAAGAGAAAAAAGCAGCUCUUUCUAUAGCCCUGACUGAAUUAGUCUGUAAUUUUUUUGAUCAUAUUGAAAGCUGAGGGAAGUUUUCUCAUUUGAUUUCAUUGUUAAUCACCAAUACAUAAAUUUUUCAGAAAUGUCUUAUUUUCUUGCCUGCAUGAACCUGUGUGAAAGUUUUGGUUCAGCAUGACUAGGAAAGAGACCUGCCCCGUAAAAUGAAAUGUGAGUUCUCAAACGGUAUUAGGUACCUCCUGUUGUGAGCAGGUGAGGAAAUAGUUCAGAAGUGGGCUGAAUAAUGGAGUUGCCUGCACACGUUCAUCUGCAAAGCAGAAUUGGCGUGACCAUCCAGUGUCUUUAAAUAAUGCAAAAUACAGCAGUUGUAUGUGAGCAAAUGACUGUCCUCUUGUUUGCUUGGGUGGAAGCAGAGCUGAACAGUGCCUGUGCCCCAACGGGUUAGUUGGAUGAUGCUUUGCUCCAUGGUUGUGGUUUAUCAGAUAACGAAACAGAAUUUUUCAUUACAGCGAUGCAUUCAUUUUAACUUAACUUCCUCAUCUUCAGGCAUUAGUUCAUGCGGUGAAUAUGACUGUGCAGGAGGUGAUUCUGUAAGACCGUAUUAUGAACGAGAUUGUUAGAUGGGUGGUAUUGUUGUACUGCUCUUUAAAGAUACAAGUUUACCUAGAUUUGUUACCUGGCUUCAGCACCUGUCUUUAAAUGGAGGAAGUACUACUCCUAGAAUAUCAACCCAAUGGAGAUUUGAGGAGAUGAGCAUUUGGCCCAUAUGUGUAAAAAUAACUGUGAAAGCCAUAUGAGGUCUGAAAUCUUUUGUGCCAAGUGUUGUCACAUAUGCAAUGAGUAAUCGAAGCUCCAAGAGCUGUUUGUGAAAUAAUCAAAGGAAAACGUGGUCUCCUUUUGUGCUUUCUGUGCAAAUGCCAUCAUGUAAAUCUUGCACUGUGUUUUGUCUGUAGGAUGUGUGUAUAUAUGAACAAUAAGUUAAGAUAUUGGGUAGAAGCACCAGCUGGGAUUCCCUUUAAAAGUGAGAUUUUUAAAUAAUAGCUACAUGCGCAUUUUAUAAUACUAUUUCCUUUUAAUUUUUGUAGAUUACCCUGUCUUGUCUUGUAUGAUAGACUCACAACUUUUCAAAACGAGAAGGUAAAAUAAAGCUCAAAUUUAAAAAACAAACAAACAAAAAAAACCCACUCCAAACUUAGGUAUGUACAUAUUAUGUAUAAAGGAGCAUAGGGAAGGUAUUUUAUUUGCAAAUUCAUACUAAAUGUUUUGUCUUUCAUUUCAAGCGUUAGUGAAUUAGCCUAAAACCGCAGCAUCUCUGUACCCUUCUUCACAGGAUAAUCAGCUUAUCUUUGUUAGAACAAGACUUAGGCUGAGGGGUAUAUUCAGAAAGAAAAAAAACCCCUUUUUUAUCUCAACGUGUCAUUUAAGAAUUGGAAGAACCUACCUCAAAUGGUAUCUUUGUUUGGCAGUAGAACUGCUUUAAGCUAAAUUACUUGGUGUUGUAUAGGGAUGGCAAUGCCAUCCUCUGCUCUGUCUUUGAUAGUGUAUCAACCUCUUCCCUGGAAGCAGUUGGUUACUGUGUGAAUAUAUUGUAUGUAAUUUUAUUAAUGUUUAUAUUUUUCUCACUAACAUUGUAUAAAGUUUAAAAAAAGUACAGAAUGUUUACUGUAUCUAAUGUGUAUAUAUUUUCUUACUAUGUAAAGCUAAAGUUACUGUCUUGUACAUUGUGGAGAAGGAAAGGGGUGAGGUUUAGAUUAACAGCUUUUGUAUUGCAAUUCAAAGCACACUGAAACUGCUGGUUUUUUUCCCCCUCCAAACUAAAUAACCACUUUGAAAUUUCUUUUAUUUAAUACACCAAUGAAAAAUAAAGAGACAUGCUUUUCUAAUUAAGUAUCUCUGCAUAAAAUGGGCAUGCAUCAACUUCUAGUUCACAAAAAUGGCUGCAGGUCCUAUUUCAGUCUUAGUGUGGCCAUUGUAGUUCUUAGCUGAUUCACAGUUCACUGCUGAUUAGCUUACUAUAAAUGGAGAAAGUCUUGAAGUAAUUCCUAGCUCAGCCAGUUCUGUGUUUUCCUGCUUAAUGCCUCUGUAUAUAUUCUGGCAUUUUCCCCUCUCUCUGCUGCUCCCAGUUACUCCAGACUCUCUUCCGUCUAUCUUGUAGUUGACUAAUAAUUCCCCAGCUGCUCAAGUCUGGACCCUGGUGCCACUGGAGCCCAUCAGCAUCUUUACAGAGAUGAUCCCAAAGCGUUGCUGCAGAGUUUCACAAGGGACUGCUGAGCUGAGUACUGCUUCAGGACUCCUGGAAAUGAAAUAGCAAACUUGUUGCUGUUGUGUUUUGCUGACUCAUUUACUGGCCCCCAGCCAGAAGUUACAUGUAUUGAAAAAGGCUGAUUGCACAGUAAAUGUCUUAACUACUUUGGUUGUCUUCAGAUAAGCAUUUUGCACUGAGGUUUAUCUUUUGAUAUUAUGCUAGCUGUAUUAAGAGCCAUGUUAUCUCAUUUCAUGUGCAAUUAGGUGCACUUUAUUGCAGUAAUCACAGUCCAGAAAUUAAAGGCUAACUAUAAAAUAUA
Messenger RNA from Struthio camelus australis, 6343 nucleotides. The record is from RefSeq and is a predicted model, not a curated record. NCBI's taxonomy places the organism in Eukaryota, Metazoa, Chordata, Aves, Struthioniformes, Struthionidae.